Messenger RNA from Acanthamoeba castellanii str. Neff, 1620 nucleotides. RefSeq lists its product as uncharacterized. The record is from RefSeq and is a predicted model, not a curated record. The transcript has 9 exons. Lineage: Eukaryota; Discosea; Longamoebia; Acanthamoebidae. The coding region runs from base 1 to 1620 and encodes 539 amino acids.
AUGGUCGAGCGGGUCGUGUCGGGCACCCUGGUCGAGCUGCGCCGAGCCCAGCACGAGGCGGCCAUGCGCGCCGAGCAGAUGGACCUCCAGCUGCGCCUGGCCAGCCGCGUGUGGGAGCGCGACGUGAUGCAGCUCCAGACCCGCAACGACGCCGCGCUCGAGUCGGCCCGCGCGGCCCACCUCGCACACGAGCGGGCGGCCGACGCCCGUUUGACCGUGGCCCACACCUGGCUGGCCCACGCCCUCGCCGACCUGGCCGAGCGGCGGCUCGAAGCCAAAGCCCUGCGCCACCACCAACAGCAGCAUCAGCAGCACAUGCAAGGCAGGCGCACAUCAGACGAAGAACCCUCAUUUUGGGAGGUGCUAAGGUGGAAGAAGGGAGCGGCGGACGAGGGGAGCAGCAGCAAAGGAGGAGGAGGCCGGGAGGCCGACAAGCGGCGCGAGGCCGAGCGGGAGCUGGCCCAGUGCCGGGCCGAAAACGAACGCCUGCGCCUCCUCCUCAAACGCACCACCCACACCGCACAGGAGUGGGAGGAGUUCUCGAGUCGGGAGGACGCGAUGGAGCAGAUCAAGUCCGACAAGGUGGUCAUGACGUUCCUCCACUCGCGGGUGGGCGAGCUGGAGCGGCAGGCCAACACCGAGCGCGAGCAGAGACAGAGCGCCGAGAAGCGGGCGGCCACGGCCGAGGCCGAGAACGAAGUGCUCAAGAAGCGCGUGGCCGAGCUGGACGCCCACCUGUUGGCUGCCACUGCGGCGGGAGGAGGCGGGCAGGCCAGCAGCGGGCAGCUGACGGUCCUCGUCCACGAAAAGGACCGCCAGCUGCAGACCCUCAAGCAAGGGUAUGCCCAGUUGCGCGUGAAGAAGGACAUCCUGGUCAACGAGGUAAAGAAGCUUCAGGCCGACGUUGCGCGUCUGGGCCACGAGAACGACCAGCAAAAGCUGGACCUGCAGUACCUUCGAUCACAGGAGGAGAGCUUUCAGAAGACCGCCUCGCGCGAGGAAUACGAACUCGCCUCCCUUCUCAUCGAGGUGGACGAGCUGCGGCGGUCGCUGGACGAAGCGAGUCUGGAGAAGAUCAACGCUCGUCUGGUGCGCGAGCGCAAGCAGGCCGCCGAGGACAAGCGCCUCCAGCGAGAACGCAAGCGGCAGGAGAAGGCCGCCGCCAAGCUCGAAGGAGAAGCGCACCAGCAGGGCGAAGGCGACAAGGACGAUGGCGACGAGGGAGGUGAUGAUGAUGAUGAUGAUGGCGGCGAUGACGACGACAAGAAGAACGCGUUGCCGGAGCCGGCCGAGCUGAUGGAUCUGAGCAAUCAGCAGCUGGAGGAGGUCCACGCGGAGAUCGACCGGCGGAAGGAAGUCCUGGCGGCGGCCAACGCCGCCGAGGACGAGGAACAAUCGACAGCGGCGGCGCACGUCGUUGCCCACGACCAGGGCGUCGUGCAGCGGGUGGUCGCUGCCGAGCGCCGACAGAAGCGGGAGGCCAAGCUGCGCUAUCUCGACCUCCUCGGAGACAUCUGCAACCUCCGCAUCCAGGUCCUCGCCUACAGCGAGCGGUUGCUGGCACACGCCAAGCACAAGGGAGAGAAGGCGAACCACAAGUUUGUGUGGAUCGAACCCUAA